UGAAAAACAAUUCAAAGUUGUUUCAGUACUUGUCAAUAAUUGGUCAUCAUCAUGCAGUUUUUCGCUGUUAUCGCCCUCAGUCUGCUGAUCCUGAAUCCUGUCACUGCUCACCUGGAAUGUUCCUGUCCUAAGAAUUUAGAUCCUGUCUGCGGCAGCGAUGGCGUAACAUACUCCAAUGAGUGCCUACUGGACUGUGUUGCUGAGGAUGCGGCACAGAACGGUGUCGAAAUACACAUAGUACACAAUGGACCAUGUUAAAUAUUGGACCCAAAUUGAAUUCAAUUCCAAUAGUUUAUUUUAGAUAGGAAGCGAAACAAACAUUAAUUCAAACAAUGGAAGCUAACACCAAUUCUAGUUGAUUCUUUUCUAAGGUUUCUUUGAUCAAAUGAGAAAGUUUCUGGAUUCAUAUAUAAAUUUGUUGAAUAAUGAUUUUAAUAUUAUCACAAUGUCAUAUAUGGCAUGAACUGA
Molecule: messenger RNA, 468 nt
Organism: Drosophila mojavensis
Lineage: Eukaryota; Metazoa; Arthropoda; Insecta; Diptera; Drosophilidae
Product: thrombin inhibitor rhodniin-like
Exons: 1
Coding region: 52-258 (68 amino acids)
Biological process (GO): multicellular organism development; cell differentiation
Molecular function (GO): protein binding
Source: RefSeq, a predicted model, not a curated record